Rangifer tarandus platyrhynchus (Svalbard reindeer) is the source of this 660-nucleotide messenger RNA. The record is from the annotation of a GenBank genome assembly. Lineage: Eukaryota; Metazoa; Chordata; Mammalia; Artiodactyla; Cervidae.
AUGAGUGAAUCAGCAGGUGAGGUCAGGGACUUGGUGCUGACCUCUGAUUUCUUCCUGCCAGCCCCCUUCUGCCUGCUGACCCUGCUGCUGCCACCUCUCAGUUUGGGAGCCCCCAUAUCCACAGCUGAGUCUAUCACCCAAGCCUAUAAUCUGGCGCUCAACAUGCAGUUGCAGACUUCAGCCCUGCUGCAGACUUAUGUCAAGCACCAAGGCAGUCCCUUUAGUGAUCCUGGCUUCUCAAUCCCUGAACUCUCCCUCAUAACCCUGCCUUCAACCGACAUGCCCUUCGAGAUCUGGCAUGGCCUGGAAGAUGGAGAACAUCUGAGCCUCACCCAGCAGGCCUUCUGGUCCUUCAGCCAGCACCUCCUGCUUGCAGUGCGUGACCAGAAUGACAUAAACCCUUUGAAUGACAAUUCCAUUGUGUUGGAUCAGCUUGAGGAAGCAAGACUCAAGGCCAAAGGCCUAGCGAUCAAGUUGGCUCGCAUCAUGAAUACCCUGGGCCUGCCCAUACCCCCAGCAAACCCCCUCGGUACUGUCCCCUUCGGGGACUCGGCCUUCCAUAAGAAGUGUCGAGGGUGUGUAAUAAUCCGGGAUUACAGCUUUUGGACAGACCGAGCUGUGACUUUCUUGGGUGAGCUCAAGGCCAAAUACUCUGAAUAG